Nematolebias whitei (Rio pearlfish) is the source of this 1706-nucleotide messenger RNA. RefSeq names its product leucine rich repeat containing 59 (gene lrrc59). Bases 109 to 1080 code for a protein of 323 amino acids. The transcript has 8 exons. Gene Ontology annotation, molecular function: protein binding. NCBI's taxonomy places the organism in Eukaryota, Metazoa, Chordata, Actinopteri, Cyprinodontiformes, Rivulidae. The record is from RefSeq and is a predicted model, not a curated record.
UUUUCUUCAAAUUUAUUUCUCAGACCAUUCAUUUAAUACACAUUUCUUUGUCCGUCCGUCGUAAAAACAGAACGCAGUUUUGGCUUCAGUUUUCCUACAGGCUGCAGAAUGAGUAAAAGCAAAGUGUUAAACCUGAAGGAUAAAAUCAGCGGGAAAGAAGCGGACUUGAGCCUGUGUAACCUCAGUGAGGUGCCAGUCAAAGAGCUGGCUUCAUUCCCCAAAGCCACCGUCUUGGACUUGUCUUGCAACAACAUUAUCUCCCUUCCUCCAGAGUUUUGCAACCUGACCCACUUAGUGAAGCUGGACUUGAGUAAAAACCAGCUGACCUGUUUGCCAGAUGACCUGGGGAACCUGAUCAGUCUUCAACAUCUGGACCUUUACAACAACAAGCUGAUGGUUCUGCCCGUGAGCUUCUCCCAGCUCAGGAAUCUGAAGUGGCUCGAUCUGAAGGACAACCCUCUGGAGCCCGGCCUGGCCAAAGCUGCAGGAGACUGUCUGGAUGAGAAGCAGUGCAAACAGUGUGCCUCAAAGGUUCUGCAGCACAUGAGAGCGAUUCAGGAGGACGUUGAUCGUGCACGGGAGAAACGCCUUUUAAGAGAAAAAGAGUUGGAGAAGAAGAAGGAAGCAAAGCAGAGGGAGCGGGAGGCCCGAGAACGGGAGGCUCGUAAACGGGAGAAGGCGGAGGAGAAGGAGAAGCGGAGGAAGGAGUACAACGCUCAGGUGGCGGCUUUGGCUGUGCAGGAGCAACAGAAGAAGAAGAAUGAGGAGAAGAAGAAAAAGAACGGCCAAGCUGCAGAAAAUAAAAAGGCCCUCGUGGAACCGCCGCCUAAACCGAGGCGUUCUCUCAUUGGCCUGAUGUUUAAGCUCCUCCUCCUGUUAACGCUGGGAUUGGUCGGAGUUGCUGCGGCCUGCCGACUGACCGACCUGCAGAAGGAAGACGUCUGCGUGCCGAUCAACACCGCCGUUAACGACUGUUUAUCCUGGGCCAAAGUGCAAGAGGGCGCGGCCAGACAGCUGCUGCAGAAUCUGUCGUCUGCAGCCAAAGAACUGCUCGAAUCAAUGCAAACGUCCAAAAACUAAAAAAAACUAAAAGCUAAGAGUAGCAGGACUUUUAACUUGUAAAGUCGGGGGAGGGUUCUUCUUAUCAUGCAGAAAUAUUGAAUCUCAUUGAAAUGAGCUUUUCCUCACUGUUUGUGUCGUAGGGAGGUGAAAAAAACAAGACGUGUGGACAGGGAGAGAUGUUAUUCCUAUGGAAUUGUUGUCAUUCUCGUACUCUCUUUGUACUUCAGCCUGAUUUAAAAAUAAUUUAUCUUCAAUGUCUCCCUGUGGACAGUUUUACACUUUGACCAGCAAACAUCCAGCUGUUUAACAUCAGCAUUAGCCAGCUGUGUUUGAGAAAUAUUCAGUGAGAUGUUGCAGAAACCCGUCUGUGCUGCAGCGAAGUCAAACGUGCAUCGGUCUGAGCGUGAGCAGUGCCUUCACCGUCCAAGUUAAAGCUCAUUUUAUAACGUCAGACAUGAUUGAGUGAAUUUUACCAAAUGGUAAAAAAAAGAUAACUAAUUUAUUUAGCCAAAGAUGCAGAAGGUAAUUUAGGAAGUUUUCAUUUUUGUGAACCACAAAUCUAAACGUUCUUGUUUCCUGCUCACAAUUCUGUAAUGAUCACAGUCUGAGCUUUAUUAUUAAUAUUUUUAUUAUAAAUUCUUUCA